Mytilus trossulus (common blue mussel) is the source of this 756-nucleotide messenger RNA. RefSeq names its product E3 ubiquitin-protein ligase DZIP3-like. NCBI's taxonomy places the organism in Eukaryota, Metazoa, Mollusca, Bivalvia, Mytilida, Mytilidae. The record is from RefSeq and is a predicted model, not a curated record. The transcript has 4 exons. The coding region runs from base 1 to 756 and encodes 251 amino acids.
AUGGCUGAGGCGUACCUGUCAACUGAUGAAGAAAACUAUGUGAGAAUGAGUUUGUUAAUCACUGGGGUUUCACCACGUGGUGUAAGAGCUUUGUUUGAUAGUGAAUUUGCACCAAUAUGCCUGGGUGCCUCAAUAAAAAAAGAGUAUACCAAACUGAAAGAACUUAAAACAAAGCACAUAAUAAACCAGUCUCAGUGGAAUCUCCUGUUUCCAAAAUAUCCAGAUGUUCCCGAUUCAAAAACGUUUGACGUCACGUUAAUGAUAACAUUACUUCGACAUUUGACUCCUAUAAUUCCUCCUGUUGGUGGAUAUGACUGUUUACCACAAACAGCUGAAGUCACGCUAGGUGCUGAUUUGUCAAGAAUUAAGUAUUACAGGAACUACUUGGCUCAUCUAGAUAAUGGGAAAAUAGACACUACAUUCUUCAAUACUGCAUGGAUUGAUAUAACUAGUGCCCUUGGUAGAUUUGGAGGGCAGAAAAUGAAAAAGGAUUGUGAACAGUUGAAAAUCAAACAUCUAGAUCAGACCAGCCAUGAAAUAAUGAACGCCAUCAGACAUUCAUCUGAUGAAAUCAGAGAAUUGAAGGCAUCAGUUGAAUAUUUGCAGUCGUCUGAAAAAGAAAUGAAGACGUCAUAUGAAUUAUUACAAGAAAACUGUGAAGAAGUGCAGCAUUCGCAUGUAAAGCUUCAAAAAACAGUGACGUCCUAUCAGCAGGAUACAGUGCCUUGGAAUGUAAGAGUUGCUAUGGUAACUUGA